GAAAUAUUUGUUUAUGCCUUAUCUAUCAAUCUUAUUCGAAUUACCUAAUGGAGGUUACUAUUUUUAUACAUAGCCUAUCUGUUUUAGCUGACGUAUUCAGUUUUUUGUGAAGAUUCCGAGUAAAACGCGGUAUUGAAGUAUUAAAUGCUUUUUAGUGAAUGUUUGUUGAAAUUUUAUUCUUUAUUACUAUUGAUGAAUAGGACUUGAUAUCGUACAAAAAUGUCAAACAUACUGAAAGAGGCUGCAAUUCAAGUUGGCUCAGGUGGCACAGCAGGAUUCGUGGAGGUUUGCAUCAUGCAUCCCUUAGAUCUGGUUAAGACAAGGUUACAGCUACAAAACAAAAUGAUAAUGAAAGCUGAUCCUCAGUUUUAUAAUGGUAUCGUGGACUGUUUGUUGAAAAUGUACAAAAACGAAGGUCUUGGAGCAUUUUGGAAAGGAAUUGUACCACCAAUUCUCGUUGAGACGCCAAAAAGAGCUGUCAAGUUUUUCACUUUCGAACAAUACAAGCAAUUAUUCUUAUUUGGACACAGUUCUCCGACUCCAGUAACUUACUCCCUAGCAGGACUCAGCGCCGGAAUCACAGAAAGUAUUUUAGUAACACCCUUCGAAGUGGUCAAAGUGGCACUUCAAGCCAACAGAUCCAAAUUUAAAGAGACGCCAUCAACAGUAUUCGUAGCCAGGCAGAUCAUCUUGAAGGGAGGUCUGGGCCAGCAGGGUCUGUUCAAGGGCCUGAGUGCCACAAUUCAUAGAAAUGGCCUGUUCAAUAUGGUGUACUUCGGAUUCUACCAUUCCGUGAAGGACUUCUUUCCCUCUUAUGAGAACGAAAAAGCGGAAUUCUUCAGAAAAUUGGGUAUUGGAUUCGUUUCUGGCACUUUGGCUUCAUGUGUAAACAUUCCUUUCGAUGUAGCGAAGUCCAGAAUACAAGGACCUCAACCUCAAAAGAAUGUUAUCAAGUACAAAACUACUUAUGGAAGUAUAGCUACGGUUUAUAAAGAAGAAGGAUAUGCUGCCCUAUACAAAGGUCUACUACCAAAAAUUUUGAGACUAGGACCUGGUGGUGCUAUAAUGCUAUUGGUUUAUGAAUACAUGCAUGAUUUCUUGUCGAAUAAGUUCAAAUGAUUUUUGUUUAGAUAAGCCAGAAAACUUUUAAAAGAAAGAAAUUUGCCAUCUCAAGAUGUCUCUGUGUUAACUGUUUCUAUUUUAUACUAUUAAUAAAGAUAUUUAACUAGA
This is a messenger RNA of Coccinella septempunctata (seven-spotted ladybird), 1230 nucleotides long. RefSeq names its product mitochondrial 2-oxodicarboxylate carrier-like. The record is from RefSeq and is a predicted model, not a curated record. The transcript has 5 exons. The coding region runs from base 220 to 1119 and encodes 299 amino acids. NCBI's taxonomy places the organism in Eukaryota, Metazoa, Arthropoda, Insecta, Coleoptera, Coccinellidae.